Molecule: messenger RNA, 1001 nt
Organism: Dacryopinax primogenitus
Lineage: Eukaryota; Fungi; Basidiomycota; Dacrymycetes; Dacrymycetales; Dacrymycetaceae
Exons: 3
Coding region: 216-863 (215 amino acids)
Source: RefSeq, a predicted model, not a curated record
CCCAGCUGUUCCAGAUCGGACGAAGUCCGGUUUUGAUAGACGUUGCCUGGUCCGUGCGUACAUGAAGGGAGUGAACCCUUGAUCUGUUACCGAUCGGAAUGUUGAGAAGCACAAAGUGGUGAUGAUGGAAUAUAAAGGCAUGACUAGCACGAAAUAGAGAAACGGGUUGAAGUCGUCCUACUCCCUGCUGGUCUUGUCCCUCUUCCCACACCAGGAUGAAGCUCACCUUCCUGUCUGCUCUUGCUCUCCUCGCUACGGGCGCGAUCUCCAAGCCCAGCCUCCCGCGUGCUCACGUCCUUCCCCGUCAAGCCAGUGGCACCGAUACCGCCCCAGGCUCCAUCCCUUCCGCAGGCGCGAUAUGCGCAAGCCAAUGCUCAUCCUCGAGCGACCAAGGGCUCCUCGCGCAGCUCUCGACCGGGACCUGCGACUCCGUCCCAGCCUGUGUCUGUGGCACGCUUGAGUCCCUCUCCUCCGCUUGCGUCACCUGCGUCCUAGGCGCCGAAGGGCUCAGCGUCGCUGACCUUGAAGCGGAGUGCGGCGCGCUCAGCUCCAGCCUCCCCGCCGGAUCCGGAUCCGGGACCGAUACCGGCUCAGCCUCCGCGCCUACCCAGGGGAGCGAUACCUCCCUCACGACUAGUUCGGCUCCUACUUCUGCUCCGGCGUCCAAUACCGUAGGUGGAGGAGGUGGGAUCCUCACGGGCAGCAGCACGAACAGCUCGAGCAGUACAGGCACCGGUACGAGCAGUGCGCCUGCGAGCAGCUCUCCCGCUUCGGGACAGUCCGCCGCGCUCCCUAAUGUCGAUCUGAGGAUGGCUGUGGUCGUCCUCUCCGGCCUGGCUGUGGGCAGUGUGCUCCUUCUCUAAUGGCGUUGGGUUCAACUUUGGCGUGGACAACUUCUUAUCCAGAUGGGAUGGGAGUUGGUUCAUGCUCGGAAAUGAUUGUAUGACUCUUGAAUGCGGUUAAUGUGAUACGACUGAUGAUUUAUGUUCUGCUGGUAUUGA